Salmo salar (Atlantic salmon) is the source of this 4207-nucleotide messenger RNA. Its product is annotated as IQ motif and SEC7 domain-containing protein 1. Gene Ontology annotation, molecular function: guanyl-nucleotide exchange factor activity. The record is from RefSeq and is a predicted model, not a curated record. Gene Ontology annotation, biological process: actin cytoskeleton organization; regulation of ARF protein signal transduction. Lineage: Eukaryota; Metazoa; Chordata; Actinopteri; Salmoniformes; Salmonidae.
GACUAUUUGUAGUCGUGUUGUUGCCGUGACUGCUGUGUCACGCUGCUCCGCUCUGGCAGAUAGCAGCCUGAAGGGACCAGAGAGAGAGAGAGACAGAAACGGACGCGUUUGGUGGAGAGUCAACGAAAUGAGGGAAGAGAGGGAAGAUUAAGAAUUAGAGGUGGGGAUAGAUGAAAAGGAUUGAAGGUCCGUGUAAAAAGGAGAAGAUUGAGCUGAGGACCCUUGACAUUUCUCCUCUUUUCUCUUCCGAGUUUAAACAAUGCUCUCUCUACCUGAAAUAACAGAAGCAUGCGUAUGGAGCGCGUCUCUCCAGGUGCGGAUAUCGAGCCAAAUGAAUGACGGGACGGAAUAACGGGUUUUUACGCACCAGGACCGACGUGGGUUCGUUAGCAACAAUGUGGUGUAUCAACUGUGCCUCAGACAAGACUCCCGUUAUUCUAAAUAACAACAAGCUUAUAUACUGUGUGGAAGAGCCUCAACGUGGCGACACAGGCAGUUUCUCCGACAGCACCUGUAGCCAGGGGCCCUACCUGAGCAGCUCUGAUCACCGCUAUAACAGUGGCCCCGGCCCACUGGGCCACCACCCCCAGGGCCCCACGGUGGCCCCCCCUAGCCCUGCCUCCCUGGCCUGGGCCCAGAGGACCCGGCACCAGCCUGCCAGCCUGGCGCUCCGGAAGCAGGAGGAGGAGGACAACAGGCGCUGCAAAGCCCUGUCCGACAGCUAUGAGCUCUCCACAGACCUACAGGACAAGAAGGUGGAGAUGCUGGAGAGGAAGUACGGAGGUUACUUGCUCAGUCGGCGGGCGGCGCGUACCAUCCAGACGGCGUUCCGUCAGUACCGCAUGAACAAGAACUUUGAGCAGCUACGAAGCUCUGCCUCCGAGAGCAGGAUGACUCGACGUAUUAUCCUGUCUGACACGAGACUGCAGUACUCGUUUGACGAGCGGCAGGGCCAGCCCCGGGGCCAAGGGGAUCAGCCGGGACAGAGGUAUCCGCAACCUGGACGCCACCCUGGGGGUGAAGAGGUGCAGGCUGGGUCUCCACCACGCUGCCAGGGGGACAGAGAGGAGUACACACACCUGGACGAUACCUUCUCCAAACAGGUGACGUCCCUGGCUGACUCCAUCGAUGACACCCUGACCUGUCAGUCAGGUGUGGAAGACUUUCAGGAGGAGGAGGAAGGUGACGGAGACGAGACAGGGGUGGAGGCGGACGACUUUGGAGAGUGUGUUUGGAGGCCGAGGGAGGGAGACAGACAGAGGGGUGGAGGAAGAGGAGGAGUGGGAGGAAGAGGAGGAGGAGGAGAGAGACAGAGCAUGCACGAAGACAGCACAGCCACCUCCUACAGCGACGUGACCCUCUACAUGGAUGACGGGCUCUCCUCCUCUCCCCUGUCCUUGGACCGGGCCCCCAGCAGCCCAGAUACAGAGUACUGGAGCCCAGGAGUGUGUGGCGGUAGGGUGGGGGGGCGCGAAGACAGCCGGGACACAGAGGGAGGGGGCAGCAGUAACAGCCGACGCAGCACCCCUUGUACAGAGUGUAGAGACUACAGCCUGAGAGGAGCUCACCUGCCCCUGCUGACCAUCGAACACCCAAGUGACAGCUCUGUUGAUAUGAGUGACCGCUCGGACCGUGGCUCUAUAGGCAGACUGGUCUACGAGACAGAACCAGGGGGAGGAGGGUCACCUCAGGGCACUAUUAAACAUAACCCCCACCCAAAUCCUCACCCUAACCCCAACGGUCGCGCUGUCCCCAUACCUCCCCAGGCCCAAGGCCAGACUCGUUCUGUGCUUCCUCACCGCCCUCACCCUCACCCCCAACCCUCGGCCAUCCCCUCCCACCUGCCCUACCACACCAUCCUACACCACCACCAUCAGUUUCCAUAUCACCCUCUACAUCCCCACCAACCGUACCCCGAUACCCCCUCCGCCUCCUCUCAGUCCCCCCAGGGACCACCCCUCACCCCCCUAUUUUCCUCCUCAUCCACCACACUGCCCCCUGGUGGCCAAGAGCAGGUCUGCUGUUCGGACGGAGACAACGACUCCCUCAACUCCACCACCAACUCCAACGACACCAUCAACUGCUCCUCCGGGUCCUCAUCACGCGACAGCCUCCGGGAGCCCCUCCCACCGCUCGGGAAACAGACCUAUCAGAGAGAGAGCAGACACAGCUGGGAUAACCCCGCCUUUAACAACGACGUGGUGCAGAGACGACAGUACCGCAUCGGACUCAAUCUGUUCAACAAGAAGCCAGAGAAGGGUAUACAGUACCUGAUAGAGAGAGGCUUCGUAUCGGACACACCGGUAGGCAUCGCCCGCUUCAUCCUGGAGAGGAAAGGACUGAGCAGACAGAUGAUAGGAGAGUUCCUGGGAUGCAGACAGAAACAGUUCAACAAGGACGUACUGGAUUGUGUGGUGGAUGAGAUGGACUUCUCAGGGAUGGAUCUGGAUGAUGCCCUCAGGAAGUUUCAGGCCCAGAUCAAAGUCCAGGGCGAGGCCCAGAAGGUGGAGAGACUGAUCGAGGCUUUCAGUCAGCGGUACUGUGUCAGUAACCCGGUGCUGAUCCGACAGUUCCAGAACCCCGACACGAUCUUCAUCCUGGCCUUCGCCAUCAUCCUCCUCAACACAGACAUGUACUCUCCCAACGUCAAACCAGAGAGGAAGAUGAAGUUGGAGGACUUCAUCAAAAACCUCAGAGGAGUGGACAAUGGUCAGGACAUUCCCAGAGACCUGUUAGUAGGAAUCUACCAUCGGAUAGAGAAGUGGGAGCUACGCACCAACGAUGACCACGUGUCUCAAGUACAGGCCGUGGAGAGAGUUUUUGUCGGCAAGAAGCCUGUGCUCUCGCUGUCCCAUCGCAGAUUGGUGUGUUGCUGUCAGCUGUACGAGGUGCCUGAGCCUAACAAAAACCAAAGGACUGGAGUCCACCAGAGAGAAGUCUUCCUCUUCAACGACCUGCUCGUGGUAACCAAAAUCUUCCAGAAGAAGAAGACCUCUGUGACAUACAGCUUCAGACAGUCCUUCCCCCUGGUCGAAAUGCAGGUCCACAUGUUCCAGAACCAAUACUACCCCCACGGUAUCCGUCUGACAUCAGCCAACCCUGGCGGGGAGAGAAAAGUUCUGAUCGUGUUUAACGCUCCGAGAGAGCAGGACAGAACACGUUUCACCUCCGACCUGAGAGAGAGCAUCGCUGAGGUGCAGGAGAUGGAGAAAUACAGAGUGGAGUCGGAGUUGGAGAAGCAGAAAGGAGUGAUGAGGCCUGUUGCUGCCGGGUCUGACGGUGGUAGUCCCAGCGGCGGCGUGAAGGCGGUGAACGGCACUCUGGGUAGGCCCAGUCUGGACGACAGCUAUGCCUCUGCAGACGGACUCAAACGUACAGCGCUCAGCUCAUCACUGAGAGACCUAUCAGAAACAGGAAAGCGGGGCCGCCGGACCAGUGUUGGCUCCCUGGACAGUACUAUGGAAGGCUCCAUCAUUAACAGUCCAAGGCCUCAUCAGCGCCCCCACAUGGCUGGAGGUGUAAUGCCACCCGGCUGCUAUGACAUCCAAGACUACCGGACUCACCACCCCAUCCUGGGCCCCGGAACGGGGGUGGGGGGUGGGCCGGGGCUAAAUCACAAUACCGCUACUGGGACGACGGCACUGGUUCCCAGCAGCGGAGACCGAGGGGUGACGGGAUCCCAGGGGAGCGGGUCUGGAGGGGUAGGGGGCAAUGGAGGCUCCUUCCUGGGUUCCCUGUUCGGGAGCAAACGUUCCAUCACCAAGCCCCCUGGACCUCUCACUUUUUUCCUCCCUCUCCUCCCACCUGGGCCGCCAAACUACCCUGCACCUGUCCCCCCGCCCAUCACCGGCGGCCCGCCCCCACACUCCCCGUCCGCCCUCAGCAACUCAGACCCAGGAGGGCCUUCCAAGAUCCAGGCCCUGCACGCCCAGUACUGCCACAACAGUACCGCAGGGCAGCAGCCUCCUCCGCCUUACUACCAUCACCACCACCACCACCGCUACCACGCCCAGACAGGGCCCGCUCCCAGCCAGCCCUCCUCCACCGCCCAGGGGGCCCCUGGGCCUCAUACCAUCCACAGGGGCCCCGUGGUUGGGGUCCCCAAGCGGCCUGGCCCCGGUCCCGUUCCCUCCCACCCGCAGCUGCAGCAGCAUGGUGUAGAGGGUCAGGGGGGGGGUGCUAUACCAACAUGGGGGUAGGCUGUCCC